Menidia menidia (Atlantic silverside) is the source of this 366-nucleotide messenger RNA. NCBI's taxonomy places the organism in Eukaryota, Metazoa, Chordata, Actinopteri, Atheriniformes, Atherinopsidae. The record is from the annotation of a GenBank genome assembly.
AUGGUCGCUUUGAGUCAGACCUUUAGGAACCGGGUGGAUCUGCAGGACAGACAGAUGAAGGAUGGAGACGUGUCUCUGACUCUGAAGGAUCUGACCAUCCACCCGGUUCCUAAAGGUCUGACUCAAAGCGACCAUCUCUGUACAAAAACACAACAUCUGGCCUCAGAUCAGAGAGGAAAUAACACAGAGCAGAGAGGUUACAGAGCUCAAAGUGGAACUCUUUACAUCAACAGCAGCACCAGAGGGAGGACACCCCAAAGAACCCCCCCCUCUGAUCUGAUCUGGACCUCAGAGGUUCUUCUGAGCCAGAGGAUGCUCUUAAACCUGCCCAACUUUCAGCAUCAGAUGUAUCUGAGGAUGUUCUAA